CAACCUCGCGCACGGUCACUCUGAUUCCGUCACAAAACAAUGCAAGAUUUCGUUUCGCGGAGGAGUGAAAUAAUUGUAAAAUAAUCGCCCGUGUCCAGUGCUUUUGGAGGCCAAAUAACAGGGAGUUAGUCCCAGCGUUAAAUUAAGUCCAAUUCGAAGCCAAAACAAACUCGCGAAAUCAUAAAAAUCGAACAGUGUGACGGAGCGAAGAAUUCCUAUUGAUUUUGGGGGCCUGCAAUUUUGUGUGCAUUAAAUAUUAAGCGAAAACCGAGGGCUGGUCGCGUGGCAGCCAAUUGGCAAAUUGUUGCUCCUGCGGCACCUGGACACACAGGAUGCGGGCUGAACAGGGAGCGAAAAGCACCCGGAGGAUUGGUUAGGACUGGAGCGCGAGCAACAGCAACAGCAACCCACUGAAUCUGCGCUUUUUUUUGGGGCGUGUGUGCCAAAGCGUAAAAAACACAAAAAAGCAACCACAACAAUGGCCAACAACAGUCGAAGUCGGGCCAUUUUGAGCGUUAAUCUCGAUGCGGUCAUGGCCAACGAUCCGUUGAGGGAGCUCUUCGAGGCUUGCAAAACGGGCGAGAUCGCCAAGGUGAAGAAGCUAAUAACGCCGCAGACCGUAAAUGCCAGGGAUACGGCGGGACGCAAGUCCACGCCACUGCAUUUCGCAGCGGGUUAUGGACGCCGAGAAGUGGUGGAAUUCCUGCUGAACAGCGGCGCCUCCAUCCAGGCCUGCGACGAAGGCGGCCUGCAUCCGCUGCACAACUGCUGCUCCUUUGGCCACGCAGAGGUGGUGCGAUUGCUGCUGAAGGCUGGGGCCAGUCCGAACACCACCGACAACUGGAACUACACGCCGCUGCACGAGGCGGCCAGCAAGGGCAAGGUGGAUGUGUGCCUGGCCCUGUUGCAGCAUGGGGCAAACCAUACGAUUCGCAACUCGGAGCAGAAGACACCGCUGGAGCUGGCGGACGAGGCCACGCGGCCCGUCUUGACCGGUGAAUAUCGCAAGGACGAGCUACUGGAAGCUGCUCGCUCCGGAGCUGAGGAUCGUCUGCUGGCCCUGCUCACGCCCCUCAAUGUGAACUGUCAUGCCAGCGAUGGACGACGCUCCACACCGCUGCAUCUGGCAGCUGGCUACAACCGCAUCGGCAUCGUCGAGAUCCUGCUGGCCAACGGGGCGGAUGUGCAUGCCAAGGACAAGGGCGGCCUGGUGCCGCUCCACAACGCCUGCUCCUACGGCCACUUCGAUGUGACCAAGCUGCUCAUCCAGGCCGGCGCCAAUGUGAACGCCAACGACCUGUGGGCCUUCACGCCGCUCCACGAGGCCGCCUCCAAGAGCCGCGUCGAGGUCUGCAGCCUGCUGCUCAGCCGCGGCGCAGAUCCCACCCUCCUCAACUGCCACAGCAAGUCGGCCAUCGAUGCGGCGCCCACCAGGGAGCUCAGAGAACGGAUUGCCUUUGAGUACAAGGGGCACUGUCUGCUGGAUGCCUGUCGAAAGUGCGACGUGUCGCGUGCCAAGAAGCUGGUCUGCGCCGAGAUUGUGAACUUUGUGCAUCCGUACACGGGGGACACACCGCUCCACCUGGCCGUUGUGUGUCCGGAUGGCAAGCGCAAGCAGCUGAUGGAGCUGCUGACCAGAAAGGGAUCGUUGCUGAACGAGAAGAACAAGGCAUUCCUGACGCCCCUCCAUCUGGCCGCCGAGCUGCUCCACUACGAUGCCAUGGAGGUGCUGCUGAAGCAGGCCGCCAAGGUGAAUGCGCUGGACAGUCUGGGCCAGACGCCACUGCAUCGGUGUGCCCGUGACGAGCAGGCCGUUCGUCUGCUGCUCUCCUACGCCGCCGAUACGAACAUCGUUUCGCUGGAGGGCUUGACCGCCGCGCAAUUGGCCUCGGACAAUGUGCUGAAGCUGCUCAAGAAUCCGCCGGACAGCGAGACCCAUUUGCUGGAGGCCGCGAAGGCCGGAGAUCUGGACACUGUGCGGCGCAUAGUGCUCAACAAUCCCAUCGCGGUCAAUUGCCGCGACCUGGAUGGGCGACAUUCCACACCCUUGCACUUUGCAGCCGGGUUCAAUCGCGUGCCAGUGGUUCAGUUUCUGUUGGAGCACGGCGCCGAGGUUUAUGCGGCCGAUAAAGGCGGACUGGUGCCACUGCACAAUGCCUGCUCGUACGGGCAUUACGAAGUGACCGAACUGCUGGUCAAGCACGGAGCCAAUGUGAACGUGUCCGAUUUGUGGAAGUUUACACCGCUGCAUGAAGCAGCCGCCAAGGGAAAGUACGAUAUUUGCAAACUGCUACUCAAGCACGGCGCUGAUCCCAUGAAAAAGAACCGGGACGGAGCCACACCGGCGGAUUUGGUCAAGGAGUCGGAUCACGAUGUGGCUGAGCUGUUGCGGGGACCAUCGGCCCUACUGGAUGCAGCGAAGAAGGGGAACUUGGCACGGGUUCAGCGAUUGGUGACCGCAGAGUCGAUCAAUUGCCGGGAUGCGCAGGGCAGGAACUCCACACCGCUGCACCUGGCCGCGGGAUACAAUAAUUUUGAGUGUGCCGAGUAUCUGCUGGAGAAUGGAGCGGAUGUCAAUGCGCAGGACAAGGGCGGACUUAUACCCCUGCACAAUGCCAGCAGCUAUGGCCACUUGGAUAUUGCCGCACUGCUGAUCAAGCACAAGACGGUGGUGAAUGCCACCGACAAGUGGGGAUUCACACCGCUGCACGAGGCGGCCCAAAAGGGACGCACUCAGCUGUGCUCGCUGCUGCUGGCCCACGGCGCGGAUGCCUACAUGAAGAACCAGGAGGGACAGACGCCCAUCGAGCUGGCCACGGCGGAUGAUGUCAAGUGUCUGCUGCAGGAUGCGAUGGCCACCUCGUUGAGUCAGCAGGCGUUGAGUGCUUCCACGCAAUCGCUGGCCAGCAGUUCCCCGGCCCCAGAUGCCGCCGGACCAGGAGCAGCGGCAGCAAGUGCGGGUGCGGGUGCAGGCACAUCAUCCUCGUCCUCAUCCGCCAUCCUGUCGCCCACCACGGAAACGGUGCUGCUGCCCACCGGUGCCUCCAUGAUCCUGAGUGUUCCUGUGCCACUGCCCCUGUCCAGCAGCACGCGCAUUAGUCCCGCCCAGGGGGCCGAAGCCAAUGGGGCCGAGGGCGCCUCCUCGGACGACCUGCUGCCGGAUGCGGAGACCAUCACGAAUGUGUCCGGCUUCCUGAGCAGCCAGCAGCUCCACCACCUAAUCGAGCUGUUCGAACGCGAGCAAAUCACCCUGGACAUUCUGGCCGAGAUGGGCCACGACGAUCUCAAGCAGGUGGGCGUCUCCGCCUACGGUUUUCGCCACAAGAUACUCAAGGGCAUUGCGCAGCUAAGGUCCACCACAGGCAUUGGCAACAAUGUGAAUCUGUGCACUUUGCUAGUGGAUCUGCUGCCGGACGACAAGGAGUUUGUGGCCGUCGAGGAGGAGAUGCAGGCCACGAUUCGUGAGCAUCGGGACAAUGGUCAGGCUGGCGGUUACUUCACUCGCUACAACAUCAUUCGGGUACAAAAAGUACAGAACCGAAAGUUGUGGGAGCGCUAUGCGCAUCGACGGCAGGAGAUCGCCGAGGAGAACUUCCUUCAGUCCAACGAGCGAAUGCUCUUCCACGGCAGCCCCUUCAUCAACGCCAUCGUGCAGCGCGGGUUCGAUGAGCGCCACGCCUACAUUGGCGGGAUGUUCGGUGCUGGCAUUUAUUUCGCCGAGCACAGCUCGAAGAGCAAUCAGUAUGUCUAUGGAAUUGGCGGCGGCAUUGGCUGUCCCUCGCACAAGGACAAGUCCUGCUACGUGUGUCCCAGACAACUGCUGCUGUGCCGAGUGGCCUUGGGCAAAUCCUUCUUGCAGUACAGCGCCAUGAAGAUGGCUCACGCACCGCCAGGACACCACUCGGUGGUGGGAAGACCCUCGGCGGGUGGACUGCACUUUGCCGAAUACGUUGUCUAUCGGGGCGAACAGUCUUAUCCGGAGUACUUGAUAACGUACCAAAUCGUGAAGCCCGAUGACAGCAGUAGCGGGACGGAGGAUACGAGAUGAUGGAUGCCCUCUGUUGGCUCCACGCCCACAACCACAUCGCCAGCGCUGCACCAGCCACACCCACAACAGUAUCACCCACAUCAGCAGCAGUCGCAGCAGCAGCAACAGCAGCAGCACCAGCAACCACAACAACAACAGAAGCCACCGCCACAACAGCAGACCUCAGCUCCUCCAGUUGCCAAGAGGCGGAAGCAUGCCAAACCGUCGCUGCAGUUGCAGUACCAGCACUAUCAGCCCCAGCAGGUUGCAUCCGCUGCCUCCACUGUGACCACCACCCAACCAGCGCCCGCUGGCGUCUUUACGCACACCAGCAACAAUAACAACAGCACGAGCAGCAGCAGCGGAAAUGUGAAUAAUAACAACAAUGACAUGUCGCCGGUGUCGAACAGCAAUAGUUACUCCUCGGUGGACACCAAUCAGACGCUGCUCAAUUCACUGGCCAACCAGCAGCGCAAUCACCAUCGACAACAGCAGCAGCAGCAGCAGCAGCUGCAAAAUCAGCAGCAGCAGCAGCAGCAACAUCAAGCGAAUCGCAGCCAGCAAAAGUAUAGUCAAUUUAUGAUCAUCACACCCGCCGUAUCCAUAGAUCGAGAAUUUGAGUACGAGUCGCAUUUGGACUUUGAGGAUUUCGCCAAUGCGGCCCACAACAACGGGAAUCUCUUUCGGCUGGGAUUGCGGCGGAGCGACAGCAGCAGCGGCAACGACGACGACAGUGGCCACAGCAGCGACAGCAGCAGUUUCCGCUCGAAUUACAAUCCCUACUUGCACCACAGUCGCCAGCAUUUGCUGACGAAAGGAGGCGCUGGUGGUGGUGGCAAGGGCAAUCACUUUUACGCCUUCACCUCGUCGUGGCGAUGGUGCAGUCUGCUGUGCGCCGCCAUGCGCUGCUUUGGAGCCGGUGGACACGGUGGUGGACAUGGUAAUGCUCCGUACAGCAGCUCCCUGCAACACCAUCGACUGCGGCGCUGUUCGUCGUACAAUGCCGAGAACGCCUACGAACACUUUGCGGCCCCCUUCAAGGCGCGAAAGACGCGCGAUCACAUGAACAACAUCACCUACGAGUUGUGACUGUGACAAUGGCACUACUACGACAUGCUGCUAGUGGUUAUUGAUCUCUUCGUCUCCGUUGGCCUCCCGUCUAUUUUAUUACAAUUACUAGCUAUAGAUGUCGUGUCCUGAGUGUCUCCUUCUCUCUCUAUCUCUCGUUGUUUAUUAUAUUACUCUAUAAUAUAUCACGUAAGGGAUCGAAUCGGAACGAAUCGGAUUAGGUUGGGUUAAUCAAAAGUAACAGAGCACAGUUUUUGAGUGAUUUUAUUCGAAAUACGAUACGAAAAUUGCGAUUAGAAGAGGUUAAACAAAAGUUCUUUGACGAUGAAUGCAUUACAUUACAUUACAUUACGCUCGCGCGUUUAUUUAAAUGUUUAAGCUUAGUUAAUUUAAACAAUAAUUAAAACUCCAAUUAAAUUUAAAUAUACAAAUACAUAUACAUGAAACAAGAA
This is a messenger RNA of Drosophila gunungcola (fruit fly), 5547 nucleotides long. RefSeq names its product poly [ADP-ribose] polymerase tankyrase (gene Tnks). The record is from RefSeq and is a predicted model, not a curated record. The transcript is spliced from 7 exons. Lineage: Eukaryota; Metazoa; Arthropoda; Insecta; Diptera; Drosophilidae. Gene Ontology annotation, molecular function: protein binding; NAD+ poly-ADP-ribosyltransferase activity.